Molecule: messenger RNA, 1842 nt
Organism: Fonsecaea nubica
Lineage: Eukaryota; Fungi; Ascomycota; Eurotiomycetes; Chaetothyriales; Herpotrichiellaceae
Exons: 3
Coding region: 1-1842 (613 amino acids)
Biological process (GO): lactate catabolic process
Cellular component (GO): mitochondrion
Molecular function (GO): FAD binding; D-lactate dehydrogenase (cytochrome) activity; D-lactate dehydrogenase (NAD+) activity
Source: RefSeq, a predicted model, not a curated record
AUGGCCGACUCAGCCUCGUCCUCUGCGGGUGGCGGCUCCAUCCCAGACCUCACAACGCGAUACAGCGGUGUCCCCAGAAGACUGGCCCAGGAAGCCAUUGACGCGAAGGCGAGGCUGUAUUCGCAAAAGACGCUCCCAGACAGCGUGGCUCGGAGGAGGGCAGUGGUGCUCCCGCCGGACGUGAGCAGGGAGACCUUUGACGCAGCUGUGGCCGAGUUGAAGGGCCAGCUGGGCGACGAGAAUGUCCAGGUCAACGACGGCCCGUUGGUCGACGGGUGGUACAUGGAGCAUCCCAACACCCACGACGCAUACCACAUCGCCGAGCAGGACGAACUCGUCUGCAGCGCCGUCGUGUACCCGGGCGACACGGCGCAGGUGCAGAGCGUGGUGCGCUGGGCCAACACCCACAAAAUCCCCAUCUACCCGAUCUCCAUGGGCCGCAACGUCGGGUACGGCGGCGCGGCGCCCCGGGUUCCGGGGUCCGUCGUCGUCGAUCUCGGCCGGCGCAUGAACCGCAUCCUCAACGUGGAUGGGGACAAUGCCUCGUGUGUGGUCGAGCCGGGCGUGUCGUAUUUCGCCCUGUACGAGGAGGUGCAGCGCCGGGGGUUGCCGCUCUGGAUCGAUUGUCCGGAUCUCGGGGGUGGGAGUGUCCUGGGGAAUGCGAUCGAUCGGGGUGUUGGAUACACCCCCUACGGCGACCACUUCGCCAACCACUGCGGCAUGGAACUGGUGCUGCCGACGGGCGAGCUCCUGCGGACGGGCAUGGGGGCGAUGCCCGGCCGCGACGGCGCCGACAACCCGACGUGGCAGUCGUUCCAGGCGGCCUACGGCCCUUAUGUCGACGGCAUCUUCAGCCAGAGCAACUACGGGAUCGUGACCAAGAUGGGCUUCUGGCUGAUGCCCGCGGUGCGCCACCACCAGUCGUACAUGAUCACGUUCCCGCGCGAGGACGACCUGGAGCGCAUCGUCGAGAUCAUCCGGCCCCUCGCCCAGCGGCGCGUGCUGGGCAACAUCCCCCAGCUGAGGCACGUUAUUCAGGAGUUGGCCGUCACGGGCAAGCCCCGGUCGUAUUGGUACGGUGCCGGGGAGAAAGGACCCAUGCCUCGCGAGGUGAUUCGCCAACACGCCGCGAAGCUGCCCUGCGGGGACUGCUCGUGGGUGUUUUACGGGACGCAGUACGGCGACGAGGCGGCGUCGGUGGCCGCGCAGCUGGACACCAUCAAAGCCGCGUUCGGGCAGAUCCCCGGCAGCAAGUUUCUCCUCCCCUCCUCCCUCCCGGGGGACCACUACCUCCACUCGCGGGUGCAGGUGUGCAGCGGCGUCCCCGUGCUCAAGGAACUCGACUGGCUCAACUGGGUGCCCAACGCGGCUCACCUGUUCUUCUCGCCCAUCUCGCCGACCCGGGGCAAGGACGCGGCCCUGCUGCACCGCACCAUCACGGCGCUCCACGCCCGCUGGGGCUUCGACGUCUUCCCCACCAUGUGCGUCGCCGGCCGCGAGAUGCACUACAUCGCCAACAUCGUCUACGACCGCGCGGACCGCGACGCAAAGACCCGCGCCACCGCCCUCAUGCGCGACAUGAUCCGCGCCGCCGCCCGCGAGGGUUACGGCGAGUACCGCACCCACCUCCUCUUCGCGGACCAGGUCGCCGAGACGUACAGCUGGGGGGGCGGCGCGCUGCGUCGCCUCAACGAGACCAUCAAGGACGCCCUCGACCCGAACGGUGUCCUGGCUCCAGGGCGCAAUGGCAUUUGGGGUCGACGCUUCAGAGGGAAAGGGUGGGAGAUUCUGGAUGGCGAUCGCAGGGAUUUGUUGGCCGACGGGGUCGUGCCAAAGUUGUAG